AUGCCAGAUUUAUUCGACAACUUUUUCACCUCAAUAGGUGCAAAACUUAACGGUGGACACACUAGACGUCGUUAUUCUGCUGGUUCUCAAGUGAAUACUGGAAGCUUUUACAAUUACCAUAAUUCAACAAGCAACAACAACUACUGGUUGCCCAGGAAAGUGUCCACUGCUGACGUUGCACAAGACAAGCCAGAGAUUAAUGAUAAUGGAAAUGCUCUAGAUGGAACUCAACCAGCUCAAUUUGGCUCGGUGGAUUUGAGCACAUCCAGUGCCCCGGCAUUGGAUGAUAGUAUUGGCCCCAGAGCACGAUUAGGCAGGACUUCUUCGGAGAAAAGUGUGGAUACCUAA
This is a messenger RNA of Lodderomyces theae, 348 nucleotides long. RefSeq lists its product as uncharacterized. The transcript has a single exon. Bases 1 to 348 code for a protein of 115 amino acids. Lineage: Eukaryota; Fungi; Ascomycota; Pichiomycetes; Serinales; Debaryomycetaceae. The record is from RefSeq and is a predicted model, not a curated record.